AUGGCGGAGCUCGUAUACAUCGUCAAUCACGUCUUUCUACCUAUACAACUACCCCAUGGCAAUGAUCAGUCCCAAUCAAACGACGGCGCGCUCUGUUGCGUCGUAUUGGAAUCUGCCCAAGAAUACCGAAAUAUGCACGCCAACCCAGAUGUUUGGGGGCCUAUGAUAAAGAUGUUACACAAUUUCGAGGCUUCGCAGUCUUUGACGUCUACUAUAGUAGAACGACAGUUCUCGCAGAUGAGAAGAGGAGAUGUCCUGGUCUUUCACAUUCGCGCUCAGAAUGCAGGUGUUAUCUUCAGGAUGAAAGGCGACCAAAUCAUUUUUGAAUGUUUUGAAGCUGCUGCUCCCAGCGAGCACGUAAUGGCAGCUGUUGGGAAGCUCGUCUGUUCUUUUCCAGGUCCGGCCAUCACUUUCCCAGCAGUACAUUUCCAUGAUGUGGAUUUCCGUCGUGAACUUGCAUCCUUUCUCAUGCACAUGGAUCAAGAUUCCCUCGAAGCCAACUUCGGCAUCAACCAGGUCGCUCAUCCCCGUUACAUCGCUCAGCUCCUCACGGGAAUCAUAAACGGCCUUGGUCGAGCGCGUCUAGCGGAAAUACGUCGUUUCACGAAGAGGAUUUCUGAUGAUGUACUCUCGGAUAGUAGAAAUCACCCACCCUGGCGGCGUACCCCGGUAUGGCUUGUGUUGCGCGUUGCUUUGCAGUCGAGUCUAUAUACAGUCCUUCAUGGCGUCUUGAUGGCUCGGAUCACAGAAAAAUGUAUAACGGCAAAUUUGAGCAUCGUUCGUCUCGUUUGCAUGGCGUGCAAGAUCUCGCAUAGGAGCGUCAAACUUGGGGAUUCUGCACCCAACUUUGUAGUCACGCAUGUUAGGGAAGUCGUGAAACGGCGGACAGAGAAUUGGGAUCCCAGGAGGCUUAAUGUUGCCGCCGAUACGACGAUGUCACUUCCACGGCUGUUACCCUAUAUCAGACGGAUACUUCAACACGGCAACCAGGCGCCUACCACUUUCUUGUUUACCCCGCCGCACGUCACUCGCCUUCUAAACGAUCAAGUCUCAGGCUUUAAUUUCUCUCGUGACCGUCUUUCUGGAGCAUUUCGAGUGGACGGUCGGGUUGCACUAGCCGACUUCGAGUUCUACGUGGAGCUGUAUCUGCAAUCAUGGCUAAGAGGUGCUAUCAACGAUGAGUCGGCAUCCUCAAAGCUCUCUAUUUGCAUAGAGGAAUACACAAAGGCAGCCAUGGUUACCUACGCUUCGAAUCCUGAGGACACGUCGAUCAUGAUUUUGACCCUGAUGACUCUAUGGGUCGCGAUGGAUCAAGUCGCAGUUGCACAAUGUCCAUUGCUCCGUGAUUAUUCUCCCGAAAUUCCCGUCGACCUCUUUCAACCGCUUCUUUUACACGGUCUAUUGAGCGCCUCCUUCACAUUCAACAGUAUUUGCGGGGACGCCAUGCUUCUGUCCCCAACAAACAAAGCGUCUUCGACAUCAAUAUCCGGGGCUGAAGGCCCGCAUAGAACGGGACGCUCACAGGGAAGGGAAAGGGUGCGAGGGUUGUGGAGGGCAAAUAAAGAGUUGCAGGAGCAGCUCCUAACCCAAGCAAGAACAUUACAGCACAACGAAGUGAUGAUGCAGACUGGUAGGCGCAACAGACGAGGGUACAUGACGCACGAUGACCGGCAGUGUCCCAGGUGCCAGGCCAAUAAAGCGGCAGAGUCAAUGAGAACCGAAGUACACGAGUGGCCACUACCGGCCGCAGGCUCGUUUAUGGAGAAGGUUGUACUUUUCGAACUGAGGCCUCCGCCGGUGUUUGUACACUGGCAGUCGACGACAUACGCUAUACUUUACGAUGUCUGUCUCCCGCGUUCCUGCCAUAGAUCCGAAAGUGUUCGCUCUCCCAUAACGCUAGCCCAGUAUGUGCCCCUCCAAGGCUAUACCGAUAGAACAUCAGGAAGGGUGGCUCUGGCUUCAACUGAACAUCCCUUGACCAGAAGUGGUGGGUCCCGUUCUCUGCCUUGUAACGAAGCUGAUGUCUGCCAGCCGAAUGCAUUGAGAUAUCGUCUACAUGACUCUCAACGAGAUAUUUGGGUUCAAGACCCAUUCCAGCAAUGCAAUAUCUGGGAUAUGUGUACUCUGCGCAUCACCCCUGGUAGCGUAUACGAUAACCUAGAAUACGCUGUUCGGGGUACCAAUCAUACUCCAAACGAAGUGAUAGCAAAUCAAGCUGAUUGUGCACAAGGCCUGACGCUACACGAGUAUGAGGCAUUUGCCACCUUACGGUCGGGGCCGAGGUUACAGUGGCUCAAUAUCAUCCGGGAAUUGAGGUCUAGAAUCGGUGUGAUGACUGAGAAUGGUUCUCUUGACUGGCAUGAAGACUUGAAGACUCCUGAUUUCUGCCAAGUCCUUCUGCGAGAAUUAGACGAUUUAUUGGGGAGCGUGGAGGCGAAUUGGUUGGAGUGCACGACUGUGCGGACAGUCGUUCUUUUAGCAGGGAGAGUCUUAGCAUCCGGAGCCCUUCCUCCCGGAGACAUCCUUGACUCGGCGUAUCGGCUGCUUCGUCGAGCGAGGAAUAUCACGUUCUCUUGGAUGCACCAGCUUGUGGAUAGGCUACAACGUGCUGAGGAAGAAAACGCAAUUCAAGAUUUCCAGCGCCUUGUUUUCGACUAUCUUGGUCGAAUGCUCAAUCUGAUUUCCGACAACUCACCGCCUCAACUGGAUGCCAUGUCACCUGAUUUCAUACGACUAUACAGGAGGGAUGAACGUUUUGCCACCUUCAUCGAGAUUCAUUUAUCCGCUAAAUUUGAUCAAUCCUGCGAUGGCUUGAAUGACGCCAUCAGCUCAAUCUGGCCAGGAUAUCGACCCAGUGGUCGGUGGAAUUCGGUGCCGCAGCCUGGUGAAAAGCCAGAAUCUCAGCGUUGGAUGAUCACGACCACUGUCGCUGACGAAGGUCAACAGGCGCAAAGAGUGCAUCUCAAUCUGUUGACGGGCUCUCUCAUCAAUGGAAAGCCGUUGGGUCGUCUUCCGCGUAAUAUCACUACCCAUCCGUUAUAUACGCGUAUAUUUGGUUCGAAAAUUCUCGACAUUGUUCCUGCAGAUAUGCCUGGUACAGAAUUUGCAUGUCGAUCCCUGAUUUCAGGAUGGCAGGUUUUUCUGGGGAUGGAUGAGACGCGGCUUGUCAUUCGCACUAAAAAGGAUGACCAAGUUUUGGAGCUCAUACCUCACAUCAAGUUUAAUGGUGAUUUUCCGAAACCUUUCGUUGAAGAUUACAUCCAUUGGUUUGAUGUCUCGACGCAUGAGAUCGAAUUUAGGCCGCGUUCCAGCUUUUGGAAGACAUCUCCAUCGAACUGGCGGUUAUCAAGCUUGAGGUCGAGGCCAAAGAUGACUAAUCCAUCCCAGCGUAUGGUCGACAUCCAUAGCCCAACAUUCAAUAUGGUCUUAUCUCAGCUGAAAGCAUUGGAGAUCCUCGACUUUAUCAUAAUCACAAUACCAUCCAACUCUCCCGACCAGCUCCAAAUUGAUCUUCCCCGUUUUCAGCUAUCUUUUUUCAUGAACACGAACGGGGAAUUGGAAUGCCAGAACCUUCCUGAGAUGAUCAUUGACUCUGAUCAGUCGGCUGGGACCCUUUUCGGCCUCCGCGAUUACCUUCUUCUGCGUUCCAAGGAUAAUUACGAGCUUCCUCGAUGUAAGAGAAUCCUCAUACCUUACGGCGAAGUACAUUGUGAAGGGCAUGAAGAUCACGUCAGUAUCACCAUCGACCGCGGGUCGUCUCGUAAAGUCACGUACCACGAGUAUAUGAUCGACAACGACAUGCGAUGUCUUGUUAGUCAAACGAGCUUGACCGGGAAACUAUACCAGGUGUAUCUUCAUGCACUGAGUGGCUACUACCUUCCGGAUCCAUUCACCCUGCAGACGGGUACUGAAGAAGCCCUUCGCGAACUCCAGUCCGCCGCCUGUUUUUCCUUCCAAUCCAUUCAAAAAGAGGACCUUGUACUGCUGGAAAAAAUUCGCGCUCUGUCUCCGCGACGUGCAUGGUGUCAUCAAACGCAAAAUAUGCAACAUAUUUAUUGGCGGUCCAAUUUGUCCCCUCUAGCUCAGCACCAUGGAUUCUCUACGCUUGUACACUCCAUCACGGAGCACAUACAAGCCACAGAAAUGUUUAGAACGAAACCCGAUGGUGACACUGAUCAUAACGACCCCGAAGUAGACCAUUUAUCACGUCGAGCUGCAUUCCGUCUAGCCGCAUUUUACCCUGAGGAGUAUGGGUUUGCCCCUCUGUCCCAGGAGAUGUGCGAUGUAGUAUAUUAG
This is a messenger RNA of Desarmillaria tabescens, 4296 nucleotides long. RefSeq lists its product as uncharacterized. NCBI's taxonomy places the organism in Eukaryota, Fungi, Basidiomycota, Agaricomycetes, Agaricales, Physalacriaceae. The coding region runs from base 1 to 4296 and encodes 1431 amino acids. The record is from RefSeq and is a predicted model, not a curated record. The transcript is spliced from 9 exons.